GCCAGCAAAUAUCACUGUACUUCACGGGCAGACGUCAGAUUACAUUGGUAUCCACUGGCCGCCAGCGUACGACAACUCGCUUUGCCCUGGUUUCCGCCGAACGACGACAAUAACCACUGACUUCACUGGAUGCCAGCGAACACGCACGCGCGGUCCGCCGCCCGCCACUUUCCUGCAAUGCCUUCUUGCUUGAUUCUUGCCCAAUGCAUCCUACGUCUGGAAAUUUCUAGUUUAUCAAGGGAUAGCUAUCUGUGUUGUUGUUGCUGGAUUGUCGGAUUUACGAUGCCAGAAUUGUCUGGAUUUAUAGCGCGACUGCUACUGGACGACCAACCUACAGACGAAUACGAGGUUAAAAUGGAGAAUGGAACGGACAUAUCAUGUUUCAUUGCUAGCGAAGAAGGGAAGGUAUUUAGCAUAGAAAUUGCCAACGAGUCUGCGCAUGAACUAGUGGCAUUUGAGAUGUUUGUGGAUGGAACUAAAAUUGAUGCUUUCGUACUGGAAACUGGAAGCUGGAAAGUACGCGAUAAAGUCAAGACAUCACCUAAUAUUUGGAGGGCGUUGCGUUUCAGUAAACUCACUACCACCGAGGUUGAACCUGUACAGCCUUCAAGUGCUUCCGAUGUAACUUCCGUAGGCACCAUUAAGUUCCACGUGUGGCGCAUCGCACGAAUGAAAGAGAUGGGCCAGACCAGCUCAUGGGAAAGAAGCCUGCCCAACACACCAAUACCAGAGACAAAGAAGAGUGCUGUCUCUCAUCGAAUAUCCCUUGGUCCACCUACACCUAAACCUCGCGGCGUACGGAUGCUUGUGCGUCGCCUCGAUCCAGAGCGUGGACCUGUCGCACGAAUAGUCUUUCGAUAUAGACCUAAAGACCUAUUGCAAGCACAAGGAAUUGUACCCGCACUCCCUGGAAGACCCUCAGACAUCGCACCGCAAGGUAUGAAAAGAGCUGCAUCGGAAGAUCCUUUUCAAGACGAUAGCGAUAUCCGCAAAGCGAGGAAUAAUCGGCGGAGGACUAUGCCUGCAUCUGUUGAAGGCUUACCGCGGCUCUCUUCCGAUUCUGCUUCGAAUAGCAAAGCUCAAGAACACAGGAACUCAGGUGCUGAUGCUGAAGUGGUGCUUCUCCGAGAACAAAUGAAACAUAUGCAAGAUCGUCUAGACCUGUUGGAAAGCGAGCGAAGGAUCAAGAUGGAAAUGUCUUCACAACGUACGUGGAACGGUAUGAAGCUAGAGCCGCAAGCGACGCAAUCAUUCGUGAAGAAGGAAGGACGAUUGACCCAAGUUCGAUACGCUAUGAAGCGAGAACGUUCUCCGAUCCGUUUACCUUUUCCUUCUGGCGAGAUCAUCGACCUCACGGGCGACUGAAUGACAGAAGACUGCUCUCUUAUGCCCGAAUUUCUUAUCUUUAUACUCUGCCAUCUUUCACGUUUCACAGUUGUGGACACUAUAUUGAUUGUAUCCCUGGCAUGUAAUAUAGCGUAUACAUAUACCUCUGUAGACUGUUAUCCUUAGGAUCAUACUAAACAAAAGAACAUACGCGUCCAUCUUGUUGUGUACAUGCAAACGUUCACUGAAUCGGAAAUCGAUAAUCGGACAUGUCGAAUAUAGGUUCAUACUUUCC
This is a messenger RNA of Somion occarium, 1621 nucleotides long. NCBI's taxonomy places the organism in Eukaryota, Fungi, Basidiomycota, Agaricomycetes, Polyporales, Cerrenaceae. The record is from the annotation of a GenBank genome assembly.